AUGGCGGUCACCAUGGAUUCCGUAAGGGAAAAAGCCCUUCAAGAUUUUCGAAAAAAGCUCUUGGAACACAAGGAAGUAGAGUCACGUCUUAAAGAAAUGAGAGAACAUCUCAAAGACCUGACUAAGCAAUAUGACAAAUCUGAAAAUGAUUUGAAAGCGUUACAAAGUGUUGGACAAAUUGUUGGAGAGGUACUGAAACAACUUACAGAAGAGAAGUUUAUUGUGAAAGCAACCAAUGGUCCACGUUAUGUUGUUGGAUGUCGGCGUCAGUUGGAUAAAAACAAGUUAAAAUCUGGAACCAGAGUUGCUCUAGAUAUGACAACUCUGACAAUUAUGCGCUACCUACCACGUGAAGUUGAUCCUUUAGUCUAUAACAUGUCUCACGAAGAUCCUGGUGACGUCACGUAUUCCGCGAUUGGUGGUUUAAGUGAACAAAUACGCGAGCUGCGUGAAGUUAUAGAAUUGCCAUUAUUAAAUCCUGAACUCUUCCAAAGAGUCGGUAUCACUCCUCCCAAAGGAUGCCUGUUGUAUGGCCCUCCUGGCACUGGGAAAACGUUACUGGCGAGAGCUGUUGCUAGUCAGUUAGAUGCAAAUUUCCUAAAGGUUGUCUCAAGUGCAAUUGUCGAUAAAUAUAUCGGAGAAUCUGCCAGGUUGAUCAGAGAAAUGUUCAAUUAUGCUCGUGACCAUCAACCAUGUAUUAUAUUCAUGGACGAGAUUGACGCUAUCGGUGGCCGCAGAUUUUCGGAAGGAACCAGUGCUGAUCGAGAAAUCCAGAGAACUCUGAUGGAAUUGUUGAAUCAGAUGGACGGAUUUGAUUCUUUGGGCCAAGUCAAAAUGAUAAUGGCCACAAAUAGACCUGACACUUUAGAUCCUGCGUUAUUACGACCUGGAAGACUGGAUAGAAAAAUUGAAAUACCUUUACCAAAUGAGCAAGCUCGUCUGGAAAUAUUAAAGAUACAUGCCUUGCCGAUAGCUAAACAUGGUGAAAUUGAUUACGAGGCAGUGGUCAAACUUUCUGAUGGAUUCAAUGGGGCUGAUCUAAGAAAUGUAUGCACAGAGGCAGGACUGUUUGCCAUACGAUUAGAAAGAGAAUACGUAAUUCAAGAAGAUUUUAUGAAAGCUGUCAGAAAGGUUUCUGACAACAAGAAGUUGGAAUCUAAGUUAGAUUAUAAGCCUGUGUAAUCUGUAAUUCGCUAUUUUAUAUUUUGAAAGUGACACAUAUAUUAAAUAUAUUGAUUUCUAUAUAGUCCAA
Molecule: messenger RNA, 1252 nt
Organism: Odontomachus brunneus
Lineage: Eukaryota; Metazoa; Arthropoda; Insecta; Hymenoptera; Formicidae
Gene: Rpt4
Product: 26S proteasome regulatory subunit 10B
Exons: 7
Coding region: 1-1182 (393 amino acids)
Biological process (GO): positive regulation of RNA polymerase II transcription preinitiation complex assembly
Cellular component (GO): proteasome regulatory particle, base subcomplex; cytosolic proteasome complex
Molecular function (GO): ATP hydrolysis activity; ATP binding; proteasome-activating activity
Source: RefSeq, a predicted model, not a curated record